Molecule: messenger RNA, 1282 nt
Organism: Closterium sp. NIES-67
Lineage: Eukaryota; Viridiplantae; Streptophyta; Zygnematophyceae; Desmidiales; Closteriaceae
Source: the annotation of a GenBank genome assembly
CACAACAGAGCACAACAGAGCACAACAGAGCACAACAGAGCACAACAGAGCACAACAGAGCACAGGUCAUUUCUUCCUUUGCGCGCUGCUCUCUAUUGCCAUGCUUUAUCCUUCCACGUCAGGUAUUCUAGCCCCAUGCCGUUGUUGCGAAAUGCUGUCACAACGCAAGGCCUUUCCUGGCUCGCACUGCCACAGCUGCUGGCAUGGCCUUGCAUGUUUGAGUUGAGAUUGAUUCUCCCCUCAUCCAUUUCUCCCCUCACCCAUUUCUCCCCUCAUCCAUUUCUCCCCUCAUCCAUUUCUCCCCUCAUCCAUUUCUCCCCUCAUCCAUUUCUCCCCUCAUCCAUUUCUCCCCUCAUCCAUUUCUCCCCUCAUCCAUUUCUCCCCUCAUCCAUUUCUCCCCUCAUCCAUUUCUCCGCUCAUCCUUUUCUCCCCUCAUCCAUUUCUCCCCUUACCCCUGAAUCCCCUCACCCCUUCCUCCACCACGUCACGUGCAGGGCCUCAUGGACGCAGGGAUGCAGCAGCAGCUGCUGCCUUUUGCCUUGCCUAACCUCCUUCCCUCUUCCUAUCCAUCCCUCCACCCUCUCCCUACCCUGACAUGACAUGCAGGGGCUGAUGGACGCUGUGAUGCAGCAGCUGCUCUCCAAGGACGUGCUCCACGGGCCAAUGAGGGACCUCCAUGCGCGCUACCCUGCCUGGCUCGCCGCCAACGCCGCCGCCCUGCCGCCCGCUGACCUGGCGCGGUACGAGCGGCAGCAGCGCGCGAUUGGGCGGCUGUGCCAGCUGUACGAGGAGCGGCCGGACGACUUUGCGGGGAUCAUGGAGGUGAUGGGCGAGAUGCAGGCGUGCGGGCAGCCGCCCCCUGAGAUGAUCAAGGAGAUUGCCCCGGGCCUGGAGAUGGGUGAAGACGGGCUGCCAGUGUUGCCUGAUAUGUUGCAAGGAGGGGACCUUCCUGCGGAUUGCUCGCUCAUGUGAAACCCAUGACUUCAACCAUCACAGUCGCCCUCGUGAUCUUCGACUCGUGUAUGCUACUGUAGAAGACUGGUCUGUUGUGAAGCUGGAUGUUGAGCGGGUACCGUAUCCAGUAGCAAUACGGUACUGCGCUGUACCAUCUGGCGACAGGAGCUAUUCAGAUGCCUGACAUUAGUUCCUGAAGGAGCUUCAACGCUGAAUAGAGUGUAGCUUUUAGCCUCUUGCAUUGUUUGCAGCAUCACCGAAAUGGAACACUCUGUCAAACAUGUGUAUUUGUCAUGUUUGUAUAGACUGUAUAGGGUCACCUCUUAGA